Messenger RNA from Candidula unifasciata, 1317 nucleotides. NCBI's taxonomy places the organism in Eukaryota, Metazoa, Mollusca, Gastropoda, Stylommatophora, Geomitridae. The record is from the annotation of a GenBank genome assembly.
AUGAUUAGAACCUUCCAGAAGCCUCUACAUCAGGCAUCACUUACUGUUACACGCAGCAUCAGACAGCAUGCCACCAAAACAGCUCCUACUGUUGGACCUGUAAAGAUUGGCCGCCCAUCACAAGACAUCUUUUUGAAAGAGGAAAAGUAUGGCGCUCACAAUUACAGCCCUAUACCAGUGGCAAUUCACAGAGGGAAAGGAGUGUUCGUUUGGGACGUGGAAGGGAACAAGUAUUACGACUUCCUCAGUGCUUACAGUGCACUGAACCAAGGUCAUUGCCACCCACGAAUUAUACAAGCCUUGAAGCAGCAGGCGGACUAUGUCACCUUGACAUCGCGAGCCUUCUACAACACCUGUCUUGGAGAGUAUGAAGAGUACAUUACCCAUCUGUUUGGCUAUGACAAAGUGCUGCCAAUGAACACAGGUGUUGAGGGCGGUGAAACUGCAUGCAAGUUGGCCAGGAAGUGGGGUUACAAAGUGAAGAAAAUUCCAGAUAAUCAAGCCAGAAUUAUCUUUGUGACAGGCAAUUUCUGGGGACGGACAUUGGCUGCUGUAUCUUCUUCUACUGACCCUUCCAGUUACUUAGGUUUCGGACCUUUUAUGCCUGGGUUUACAGUCAUUCCAUACAAUGAUGUUAAAGCACUAGAGAAAGAAUGUCAGGACCCCAAUGUCUGUGGAUUUAUGUUUGAACCCAUACAAGGAGAAGCUGGAGUUGUGGUACCUGACGAAGGCUACUUGAAACAAGUUCGCGAGUUGUGUACCAAGUACAACGUUCUGAUGAUGGCUGACGAAGUACAAACUGGCCUGGGUAGAACAGGAAAGCGCCUAGCUUGUGAUCAUGAGAAUGUGCGUCCAGAUUUGCUUAUUCUAGGAAAGGCACUUUCAGGCGGAGUAUUACCAGUAUCUGCUGUCUUGGCUGAUGAUGAAGUAAUGCUUUCCAUUCUCCCUGGAGAACAUGGAUCCACAUUUGGCGGCAAUCCUUUGGCUUGCAAAGUAGCUCUUGAGGCACUGAAGGUUGUGGAAGAAGAGAAGUUAGCAGAAAAUGCUGAGAAAUUGGGUAUCAUAUUGCGAAGAGAAUUGAGCAAACUCAGUACACAGAUAGUGAAGGUUGUCCGUGGGAAAGGUCUUCUAAAUGCUAUUGUUAUAAAUAAAGGUUAUGAUGCUUGGGAUAUCUGUCUGAAAAUGAGAGAUAAUGGCUUGCUGGCUAAACCCACUCGUGGUGAUGUCAUUCGCUUUGCCCCACCUCUUGUCAUCAGUGAGGGACAACUGUACGAAUGUAUUGACAUCAUCUGUAGAGUUGUUUCAUCUUUCAAGUAA